This is a messenger RNA of Daktulosphaira vitifoliae (grape phylloxera), 1340 nucleotides long. RefSeq names its product syntaxin-18-like. Gene Ontology annotation, biological process: retrograde vesicle-mediated transport, Golgi to endoplasmic reticulum. Gene Ontology annotation, cellular component: SNARE complex; endoplasmic reticulum. The transcript has 2 exons. The record is from RefSeq and is a predicted model, not a curated record. Bases 114 to 1022 code for a protein of 302 amino acids. Lineage: Eukaryota; Metazoa; Arthropoda; Insecta; Hemiptera; Phylloxeridae.
AAUUAGUGAUAAAAGAUAACCACCGACGUUCGUAAUUAAGCUUUUUAACAUUUCGUAGUUUUCAAAAUUUCUAAUUAAAAUAUUUAUACAAAAAAUCUAGUCUUUUGAACAUUAUGGACAAAACAGCUGUUUUUAAAGCUUAUGUAAAAACUAUAAAAACUAGAAAUAGAGCUUUUGGAUCACCAGUACCUCAAACGGAUAUCUUAAAACAACGUAAGCCACGUCGAGAUGACUUUUCACGUAGAGCUAAGGAUAUUGUCAAUGAUUUAGCUAAAUUAAAAGACUUUUUGGACCGCCAUUUUAGAGAGUAUAUAAAUGUCUCUUCUUUUGAUCAGCAGACAUUGUUAACGGACCCCGAUCGUGACAAAAUUGAUGUUGGAGCACAACAUAUUAUUAAAACAUGUAGACAACAAAUAAAUGCUUUAGAAAAAGAUUUAGAUGAUAGUUAUAGUCAAAUAAAUGAUCAUAGGAUACAGAUAGUACGAUAUGUUGAGUGGCGGCUUAAGUCUGUAUCCAAAUUAUUUGCAGACAUGAAAACAUCAAGAGCUCAAAGAUGUUUAGAAUAUGAUAAUGUUUUAAAAUUAAGUAAUUUGGCUAAUGGAUCUGAACGACUGAAAGAAACCAAAAAUUCUUUGGCUGUUGAAAAUGAUGCUGUAGACCGUUUACAUUAUGCUAAUCAUAUUGAAGAAGAGUUAUCACCUGAAGAGCUACAAAUGUUUGAGGCAGAAAACAUAGAAAUGUAUAAUGAGCUUAAUCAACUGUCUAAUGAGGUUAGGAACAUAGAAUCUAAAGCUGUUAGAAUCGCUGAACUUCAAGAGUUAUUUAUGGAAAAAAUUAUAGAACAAGAACUAGAUCUUGAAAGGAUUGAUGCAGUAGCUGUAAAUACAACUGAAAAUAUUGUUGAUGCCAAUACCGAAAUACGAUCAGCUAUACAAACUAACGCUGGUUUAAGAGUUUACGUAUUAUUUUUUAUUUUAGUAUUAUCAUUCACACUUUUAUUUUUAGAUUGGUAUAAUGAUUAAACUGGAUUAAAAAUGUGCUUUGUUAUAAGCUUUAGGUUCAGUUUAUAAUAAUGAUAAUACUUAUUCGGUGUUCAAUUAUCAAUUAUUCAUUUAAAAAAAAAAUUUGAUUUAUUUUAUUUGAGCAAUAAUACUUCUUAUUAAAUUCAAAAUUAUUGUAGUUAUUUGUUGCUGUCAAAAGUUAAAUAAUUUUUAUUUACAAAAAAUGUUAAUGUUAUUAUUAGUCUCCUUAAAUAAAUGAGAUCUUUAAUAGACAUCAUAUUUAAAAAAUAGCAAAGAUAAAUUUAUUAAAGAAGUUUUAGCUUAAUAAUAAUUUAAGCA